AUGGUUCUGACACAGCUCGCAUCCACAAACUUGGAAGGGCUCUGCUCUAAAGAGCAGCUUGAACUCCUCAAUACGGUCGACUCUCUACGAUCGCAAGGAGUCAGCCAUUACAUCUCUUUGCCACAAAUUAUUGUAUGCGGUGACCAGUCCUCCGGCAAAAGUUCCGUCCUCGAGGCAAUCUCUGGUGUUUCAUUCCCAGUCAGCACUGGGCUCUGCACACGCUUUCCAACCGAAUUAAUCCUUCGAACGGCACCACAUACUUCGGUCAAGGUUUCUAUCAUCCCGCAUCAACUACAGAAACGAGACAAGAAAGAUGCCUUGUCCAAUUUCCAUGAGCAACUUGAUUCAGUUCAGCAGUUGCCAGACUUGAUCGAAAAUGCCAAGGCAUAUAUGGGAAUAAAGACUCUUGGCAAGGCAUUCUCUAAUGAUGUGCUUCGUAUUGAGAUUAGCGGACCGGACCGCCCGCAUCUCACCAUUGUUGACCUGCCAGGGCUGAUUCAUUCUGAGACCAAGAAUCAAUCGGCCUCAGACGUCCAUCUCAUCACUCAAAUCGUCAAGAGUUUCAUGUCCAAACAACGAAGUGUCAUCCUUGCGGUCAUCUCUGCAAAGAACGAUUAUGCCAAUCAAAUCGUCUUGAAGCUUGCUCGUGACACCGAUCCGAGAGGGCUACGUACACUUGGUAUCAUCACCAAACCUGAUACACUUGCUGCUGAUUCCACAAAUGAGAAAAGCUACAUCUCUCUUGCCAAAAACUUGGAUGUAGUGUUUCGUCUUGGAUGGCAUGUGCUGAGGAAUAGAGAUACAGACGCAGACAAAUGGACUCUUGCGCAGCGCGAUGUACAGGAGAAGGAAUUCUUUUCCAAUAGUGCUUGGUCAGCCUUGCCCGAGUCAAGCCUCGGCAUUGCAUCUCUCAGAGGCCGAUUGAGUAAGCUGUUGUUACAUCAAAUCGCUACCGAGCUACCAAGCUUGAUGGAUGAGAUUUCUCUCGAGAUUGAUGGCUGUGAGACGGAAUUGGGGAAGUUUGGCCAGCCCCGCAUAACUGCACAAGAGCAGCGAAUUUAUUUGAUCCAGAUCAGUCAAUCGUUCCAAGCUCUCAUGCAAGCUGCAGUUGACGGCACGUAUACCGAUCCAUUCUUCAGCGACUCAGAAUCGAAGCCAGGCUACGUCAAGCGCAUUCGUGCCAUUAUUCAGAACCUCAGUCGCGACUUCGCCAAAGAGAUGGAGGACAAAGGCCGAUUUUAUAAGACAGUGGACGCCCACGAUGAAGGUGAAAAGCCCGACCACGGCCACAUAAUGCUAACUCAUACUGAGUUCGUCGAUAAAGUCGUCGACAUGAUGACUCACAGACGUGGCCGAGAGCUGCCUAAUUCUUUCAGUCCAACAGUUGUCACAGAUUUGUUCCGGGAGCAGUCGAAACCGUGGCAGGCAAUUGUCAUUCGCCAUAUCAACAAAGUCUGGGAAGCAGCUCGAGUGUUUGUGGACUUUUUGAUCUCACACAUCUCUGAUCCAGAGACAAGUGACGCCAUUAUGGACGCGGUUGUGAAACCAAAGAUGAAGGCAAUACUGGAUACACUCCUCAAUAACACUGCAGUUUUGCUCCAGGUGUAUCGAGAUGAUCAUCCCAUCACCUACAACAGCGAUUUCGGCGAGGCUCUUCAAAAAAUCCGCGUCCAACGACACGCGUCACGGUUGGAUGAAAUUUUGCACAAACACUUUCCGGGUUCUUCCAUCGACAGCAGCAGCUCAUCUGUAGAUAGGAGUGUGAACUUCAAAAGCCUAAAGAACGAAUUGGCACAAAGCAUUGAGCCCGAUUUAUAUAGGUGGAGUGCUGCGGAAGCACUUGAUAGUGCCGAGGCGUAUUAUGAAAUAGCUUUCAAACGCUUCAUUGACGAGAUCUCGAUUCAAAUCAUCGAAACCGGUUUGGUUGCCGAAAUCCGCGAGAUUCUCAGUCCGCUGGCUGUGGCAUACAUGCAUGAGGACGAAAUGGAGGCCAUCGUUGGCGAGAAGGAAAGCAUUCGCGAAGAGCGCAAAAAGCUUGAAGCUAAGCUGAAGCUUCUCAACGAGGGUUCGGAGACGUGCAAGAAGUUUUCAGGACUUCGAGCCUUAGUGUUCGAUGACAGCAAUAAUGAUGCUAGCCUUUCUGCUACCGCUUAG
Molecule: messenger RNA, 2154 nt
Organism: Trichoderma harzianum CBS 226.95
Lineage: Eukaryota; Fungi; Ascomycota; Sordariomycetes; Hypocreales; Hypocreaceae
Exons: 3
Coding region: 1-2154 (717 amino acids)
Cellular component (GO): cytoplasm; microtubule; membrane
Molecular function (GO): GTPase activity; microtubule binding; GTP binding
Source: RefSeq, a predicted model, not a curated record